GGAAAAUGUACCCACCCAUUUAUCCAUGGGAAUAACUAUCCCAUCCUUCCAUCACCGCGGCAAUGGCCGGUGCUAUUCAUCUCUUCGGGAAGCCCAAUGAUGGCGAGCAAUAUAUCUGCACUCCGGUCCAAAUACUCUGCACAGUGUAUACCUCCCUACCUAACGUAUUCUGGCUGCAGUUAGAUCACAUUGGUUACUUGCUUAUGGAGUUGCUUGGAACGGCAAUCAUAGGCACUCACUCGUCAGAGUCCGGCCGACGCAGCCGGCCAUCUCCUAGUGGUUCCUCCAUUAUCGCUCGACCUCCCUUCCUCUCCGAACACAACCAUUACCACCCGCCACCCCAACCCAACCCACAUUCGUUCCUCGGAUUUCAUUCAUCAUUCCCGACAGACACAUCUCACAAAAAGUCGCCUUUUCCUCUUAAACUCGACUCUCAAAGUCGAAGUCCUCUUUCGGGCUACUCAUCGGCCACUUGCUUAACGGAAAGCGAGCUCUAUUCUCGUGUGUUGCCUUCUUCUUCUCUUUACUCUCUACCUGCUCCAGCCGACAAACCCCUUACAAACCAUUAUUUCCAUCCCCCCAAACCGUAUCCCCCCCCACCCCUCAAGAAUCCCAUGAUACGAUCACCUACUACUACUAUUACUACAAGCACCUAUCUACCUCCUACUUCUUGAUCGUGCGAUUAUUUGCACUCCUUUUCGCUUCCCCCUUUUCUCCCUCCUCUUUCUCCUGUUCUCUUCGUUGGCUCGUCUGGAGCUUCGGUUUUUGGUUGAUCGGUUUUUGACUCAAU
Messenger RNA from Tricharina praecox, 790 nucleotides. RefSeq lists its product as uncharacterized. The transcript has a single exon. NCBI's taxonomy places the organism in Eukaryota, Fungi, Ascomycota, Pezizomycetes, Pezizales, Pyronemataceae. The record is from RefSeq and is a predicted model, not a curated record. Bases 63 to 674 code for a protein of 203 amino acids.